Carassius auratus (goldfish) is the source of this 1116-nucleotide messenger RNA. RefSeq lists its product as uncharacterized. Gene Ontology annotation, biological process: protein deubiquitination. The coding region runs from base 76 to 1116 and encodes 346 amino acids. The transcript is spliced from 4 exons. The record is from RefSeq and is a predicted model, not a curated record. Gene Ontology annotation, molecular function: cysteine-type deubiquitinase activity. Lineage: Eukaryota; Metazoa; Chordata; Actinopteri; Cypriniformes; Cyprinidae.
AGUGAUAAGACUGAAACAAGGUAUUGUGUUGGUAAGAAGAGAAAAAUUCAAACUUUGCCUUUAAGUUCAGAAGAAAUGACAGAAUGUAAGGAUGUUAAGAAACGGAAAUACAAUUUUAAAGAAAACAGAGAGAUAAUUGAAUCAAUUUCUAAAUGCAGUUCAAAUGCAGAUGUCAUUUGCUUAGGAGAUAGAGCUAACACUGUGUAUGAUUUCAGUCCCUUGUGUUUUGAAACGAAACAAAAAUUGUGUAGUAAAGUACAUGUAGAGUUCCAGGGUGAAAAUCUACAUUCGCCAUCAGACAGUGGACCAAUGGGCUCUCCUUGUGAAACAGAAAGCAUUCUUGAAGAUGGGAAUUGUUUUUUCCGGGCAGUGGCACAGGUGAUAUGUGGUACACAAAAAGCUCACCGAACACUUAGACUUGCAAUUGUGAAACAUAUGCAGUUGCACAGCGUUGAAUACAAGAAUCUCUUAAGAUCUCAAUACACAUCUAUGGAAGAUUAUUUAUCUUCUUCAAAAAUGAAGUACGUGGGAACAUGGGCCACUGAGGUUGAAAUUCAAUCCACAGCAAACUAUUUAGGGGUUGACAUUUUUACAUUUCACCUUGGAAAAUGGUUGAAGUUUAGUUGUUUGCAUGAAAAGAUGUGCAACCAAGGCAUAUACUUGCAACACUCCAAUGAAAAUCAUUAUGAAGUUGUUGUUUGUGUAAAACAAUUUGAAUCUCAUAACUGUUAUGAGUUCUGUCACAAUAAAAAGCACAAUGUUGCCAUAAACGGAGAGAUCUGCGCGAUCAUGAAGCACAAUGAUUAUUAUGUCGUUGUAGACUGUAAUGUUCGUAACGCAUCUGGUCUGGGAUCAGACAUAGAUACCCUGAAUAUAUGUGGUGUCAAGGUACAGGUUAUCGAAUCAGAAAUGUCUGCAUGUAACAGCAAUGUCAAGGUAGAAACUAAUUCAUGCCCUGCAAAGAAGAUUGACGAAAGUACGGUGUUUCCAUCAAAUGAAAGGAAAAGUGUUCGUGGAUCAUUUCAUCAAGGAGACUUUAAGUUCAAGUGGGCAGGAAGACAGUGUGUUGCUGUUAGUUUGGCUGCUAUCGCUAUGCACAACUGGUUCAAUUACUGA